AUGUUAGUUGAUAAUCAAACAUCUACCACUACAAAUUUAGUAGGAACAAAAAGAAAAUCACCAGAAAAUGAUUUUAUUAUGACAAUUGAUAUUGCAGGAGAUGAUGAUUUUGUAGAUGAUGAUGAAAAUGAUGAUGAUGAAGAUUUAAAAGAAGAUUUUUUCUUUGAAGAAUCAGAUAAACCACAGUUACCAUGGGAUUUUGCACCAACUAUUGAAAAGAUGAAACAACAAACUCAUAAAAAAACAGAUGGUCAAACUUCAUUAGAAGAUAAAAUUAAUCAAAGAAAAACAGUUAAAAAAUUAAAAGCAGAUGAUGAUAAAUCAGUAACUACCAAAACAACAAAUAAUAAUAAAUCAAAAAAAAGUAAUAAUAAUGAUAAUGAUGAUGAUGAUGAAGAAGUAAAUGAAGAAGAAGAGGAGGAAGAAGAAGAAGAAGAUAAUGAAAAUGAAAAAGAAAUUAAUAAAAAACAACAACAACAACAACAACAAUCAAAUAAACAAACAACAGAUAAAAUUAAAGUUUUACAAUCAAAUAGAAAAUUGAAAAAAAUUGUUGAAGAAGAAUUACCAACAUUUGAAGAAUUACAUUUAUCUAGACCAUUAUUAAAGGCAGUACAAAAACUUGGAUUUAGUCAACCAACACCAAUUCAAGCCAAAGCAAUUCCAUUGGCAUUGAAUGGUAAGGAUAUUUUAGCAAGUGCAAGUACUGGUUCAGGUAAGACAGCAGCAUUCCUUUUACCAGUUUUAGAGAGAUUACUUUUUAGAGAUAGUGAAUAUCGUGCAAUUAGAGUAUUGAUUUUAUUACCAACUCGUGAGUUGGCAUUACAAUGUCAAUCGGUUAUGGAGAAUUUAGCACAAUUUUCAAACAUCACAUCAUGUCUUAUCGUUGGUGGUCUUUCAAAUAAAGCACAAGAAGUUGAACUUAGAAAAUCACCAGAUGUUGUCAUUGCAACACCAGGUCGUUUAAUCGAUCAUCUUUUGAAUGCCCAUGGCAUUGGUUUGGAUGAUUUGGAGAUUUUAAUUCUCGAUGAAGCCGAUCGUCUUUUAGAUAUGGGUUUCAAAGAUGAAAUCAAUAAAAUUGUUGAAAGUUGUCCAACCAAUCGUCAAACUAUGCUCUUUUCAGCAACACUAAAUGAUGAAGUUAAAACACUCGCCAAGCUAUCACUUCAACAACCAAUUCGUGUUCAAGUUGAUGCAUUGAUGCAAGUAACAUCAACAUUGGAACAAGAGUUUGUUAAAAUUAAACCACAACAUCUUAGUGAUCGUCCAGCAAUUCUUCUCUCUCUUUGUACUCGUGUCUUUAAUCAAGGUGGAACCAUUAUCUUUUGUCGUAGUAAAAAAGAAGUACAUAGAUUACGUAUCAUCUUUGGUUUAUCUGAUUUGAAAGCCGCUGAAUUACAUGGUAAUCUUUCACAAGAACAACGUUUCGAUUCACUUCAACAAUUUAGAGAUGGUCAAGUCAAUUAUUUAUUAGCUUCAGAUGUCGCCUCUAGAGGUCUCGAUAUCAUUGGUGUUAAAACCGUUAUCAAUUACAAUAUGCCAAAUAAUAUGGCAAAUUACAUUCACAGAGUUGGUCGUACUGCUCGUGCUGGUAUGGAUGGUAAAUCUUGCUCUUUUAUCACUGAUAAUGAUCGUAAACUCUUAAAAGAUAUUGUUACAAAAGCAAGAAAUAAAGCAAAAUCAAGAUCUGUUUCACAAGAUAAUGUAAAUUUCUGGAGAAAUAGAAUUGAAGAAUUAACAGAAGAUAUUAAAUCAAUUGUUAGAGAAGAAAUGAAAGAAGCAGAUUUAAGAAAAGCAGAGAAAACAUUAGAUAAAGCAGAGAAAAUCAUUUCAAAUGCUGAUGCAAAUGUUGAAACACCAAAAGUUUGGUAUAAAACAAAACAAGAAGAAGAUAAAUCAAAAGAGUUAUGGAAGAUUGAAAAUAACAUUGUUAAUCCAGGUAAAAAAUUAAAGGCACCAAUCGAUGUUACCGGUGUAAAUAAUGUACCAUCAAUUAAAAAAUUAAAACAAAAGAAAGAUCCAUACUAUGGUUUAUCUAGAAAACAAAGAAGACAUAGACAAUUUAAAGAAGAGUUUGAACGUGAACAACAAGAGGAGAGAAAGAGAAAAGGUGGUGACGAUGGUGAUGAUAAUGAAGAAAUUGAUUCUGGUAAAAUGUUUGAAAGAUCUCAAAGAGCUCAAAAAUCAUCUGGUAAAGAAACAAAAAGAAUUGAAUCACUUCGUAGAAAUUAUAUGGCUGGUGGUGCUUUAACUGAUCAAGAAAAACAAAGAGUUGACAAUAAAAAAUCAAAGAAAAAUAAGAGAAUGAUUGUAAAUAAAAAAGAAAAGAAACAAAGACUAUCAAAGAAAUAA
Molecule: messenger RNA, 2352 nt
Organism: Dictyostelium discoideum AX4
Lineage: Eukaryota; Evosea; Eumycetozoa; Dictyosteliales; Dictyosteliaceae
Gene: ddx27
Exons: 3
Coding region: 1-2352 (783 amino acids)
Cellular component (GO): nucleolus; chromosome
Molecular function (GO): RNA helicase activity; nucleic acid binding; ATP hydrolysis activity
Source: RefSeq, a predicted model, not a curated record